This is a messenger RNA of Haliotis rufescens (red abalone), 949 nucleotides long. Its product is annotated as NADH dehydrogenase [ubiquinone] 1 beta subcomplex subunit 5, mitochondrial-like. The transcript is spliced from 6 exons. The record is from RefSeq and is a predicted model, not a curated record. The coding region runs from base 39 to 614 and encodes 191 amino acids. NCBI's taxonomy places the organism in Eukaryota, Metazoa, Mollusca, Gastropoda, Lepetellida, Haliotidae.
AAAUUCUGUGCGCACCUGCCGUGCCCUUCACGUUCAAGAUGGUGGUCUUGAGUGUCCUUAGGCCCUCCAUUCAGGGGGGCCGUUCGCUUCUAUUGAGGGCCUGUACGCGGGCACAACUGCUUGCAAAAACAUCAAAGACACCCACUACAGUUGUAGUCCGGCAGAUGGGGGACCAUAAGAAGACCUUGGAAGUUGUGCCUUCCCGCUUUGAGUGGGAGCGAUGGAAGGAUGACAUGCAUUUCUUCAUCAUUAUCGGUAUGGUACCAAUGCUGGCACUGAUCUUCUAUGCCAAUGUCUUCGUAGGUCCUGCUGAGCUGUCCGACGUCCCGGAAGACUAUGAACCCAAACACUGGGAAUACCACAAGGGUCCUAUAGUACGCUUCUUGGCUAAGCACGUCUAUGAAUCGCCAGAGAAGAGAUACGAAAGGACGCUUCAUAUCUUACAUGAACAGAAUGAGAAAAGAAAAUUCAAGCAACUUGACAAGAAAGUUAAGGAUCUCAUGAGUUCUCGUCAGGACUACAAGGGCUGGUACUAUGUACCCAUGGAUAAAUCCCGUAUCGACCGUGCUAAGGAGGCGACGGAAUACGACAUCAAACUACAUGGAACAAGAUAACUCAAGUGAUGCUAGGCAAUGACACUUGAGUCUGGGCACUGUUUCCGUAAGGUCAUUGUUGAGGAUUCCACCUCGAUUUGAUAACCCUGAUUGUGGUUAAAGAGAGCAGGUCAAGACUGGUAGAAUUUAAACAUUUAGAUGCUUCUGAAUGUGAAGGAUCUCCUACUUAUCUGAACUAUACACAUUUUUCCAAUCGGAUGAAUUGGUCCAUGACCGAAUUGUUUGCAUGUAGUUUCCACCGUUACAGAGGGAGGAAUCAUUUUGUGUGAAAGUGGUAGAUGUUGCUUUCUUUCAGGAAGUGCCAUUCUGUAUAUAUAUUAAAAAUUUAAUGAGGG